Molecule: messenger RNA, 662 nt
Organism: Prorocentrum cordatum
Lineage: Eukaryota; Dinophyceae; Prorocentrales; Prorocentraceae
Source: the annotation of a GenBank genome assembly
GCGGGACUGGUGAUCGGAAGAUGAGCGUCGGUUCGAACACGGACCAGGCCAAGACCUCCUUCGCCCAGAAAUCCAUGCAAGAGUUGGGGGAGAAGCUCAACCCAUCAAAGGCAAGCAUAGGCUUCACCUGCCGUAAGGGGCUCAAGCCUGAGAGCCCCAACCAGGACUGGACUCCUGGUUCGUGCUUCGCGUCGAGGGCGAGAAGCCGUGCUCCAUCUACGCCGUUUUCGACGGGCACGGCAAGAAAGGACCGCCACGAUGUCUCCCAAUUCGUCAAGGAGAACCUGCCGAAGCUGAUCGUCAAGGAUCCGCGCUUCAUGACUGACCAGAUGGACAGGAUGCUGGUGGACUGCUUCAAGAAGAUGCAGAGCCUCAUCGCAUCGGCGGACCGCAUGAAAAAGAUCAGUGCGCAGAUGUCCGGCACAACGUGCACAAUCGCCAUCCAUGACCAUUCGAAUGACAAGGUCACCGUGGCGCACGUGGCGGACAGCAGCGCCGUGCUCAGCAAGGGCAGCAAAGGCAUCAACAUCACGCGCGACCACAAGCCGAACCUGCCGGAGACGAGCGUAAACGCAUCGAGGCUAAUGGUGGUCGUGUUGUCUUCGACGGGUACGCGAACCACCGUGUCUACGCCAAGGCUGCCCGUUAUCCAGGAAGGCUGA